This is a messenger RNA of Penicillium mononematosum, 663 nucleotides long. RefSeq names its product rRNA-processing protein RRP17. Gene Ontology annotation, cellular component: nucleolus. The record is from RefSeq and is a predicted model, not a curated record. The coding region runs from base 1 to 663 and encodes 220 amino acids. NCBI's taxonomy places the organism in Eukaryota, Fungi, Ascomycota, Eurotiomycetes, Eurotiales, Aspergillaceae. The transcript is spliced from 2 exons. Gene Ontology annotation, molecular function: RNA binding.
AUGGGUCCCAAGGAUUUGAAAAAGCGCAAAAUUGCUGCUGCGCCUAAAGUUGAAGAGGUCAAUUUCGACAACGAAUCCCGCCACGAAUACUUGACUGGAUUUCACAAACGCAAGGUGCAGCGCGCCAAGCAUGCGCAAGAAAAUGCCAUCAAGAGAUACAAAGAAGAGAAGAGAGAAGCAAGAAAAAAGAUUCGAGAGGAUCGCAAACGAGACUUUGAACAGGCAAUGGCGGAGCAUAAAGCAGUACUCAAGCGCAUGAAGGAGGAUGCUGGUGAUAUCAGCGAAAUGGAAGGCGAGGAAGAGGAGGAAGACUGGGAGGGAAUUGAAGAGCCUCCAGCAGUGGACUACGAAGCGGAAUACGUCGACGAGGACAAAUACACAACAGUCACGGUUGAAGAAAUGGACGCAUCCCGUGAGGGUCUGCUCAAGGCUGCCAAGGGAGAGGACUCGGAGAAUGAAGAAGAGAAAAAAUAUCCGGUUGAGUCGACAGAGGAUCAAACAAAAGCCAAGAAGAGAAAGCCCCGGAGUGCAGCCUCAGAAGCGGCCAGGAAAAAGAAGAGGAACUUCCGCUACGAGACAAAAGUUGAGCGCAAACAGACAAUGUUAAAACAGCGGUCUAUGAAAGCGAAGAGGGCAAAGGCACGAAAGGGGGCAGAGGAAUGA